AAGCUUCGAACUUACUGACAUCCUCAGUUAUUAAAAUGUGACAUCCAGCCUCAUCUUUUCAAGAGAAGGAAACUUUCACUGCAUUUGGAAACUGUUUUGGCACUCCUGGGGAUAGUGUGCUUUGCCUACUGAAAGCAGAAAGUAACUGCUGGAGUUUUUUGUGUUGCAGGCUUGAAGGAACCUUAUGCUAAUAAAACAAGAGGAAAAUGACAUUAAAGAAAGUGAAUAUUUCCAUCCUUAUAGUGGCUGUUGUCAUUUUUUUGCUGAUUCUUUAUCAUAACUUCUUAGGCCUCAGUGACUUCUUGAGAUGGGAAUUGUCAGAUUCAAACCCAGCAGGACUCCAGCCUAUAGAUUUCAUAGCUGCAGUUCCCCAGAGACUGGCAGAUGAAAGGAACGAGGAGGAGAUUUCUGUGGUCAUUACAGCAUCAGAUGAGAGGCUUGGGGGUGCAAUUGCAGCCAUGAACAGUAUUUACUUUCACACCAGAUCCAACGUGGUUUUCUAUAUUGUUACUUUGAAUGAUACUGUGGAUCACUUGAGGCUGUGGCUAAGUAGCACUGCUCUGAAAAAAUUGCAGUAUCGAAUUUUGGAUUUUGACCCUCGUGUCUUAGAAGGGAAGGUGCAAAUGGAGCCUCAAAAGCCAGACACCUUAAAAGCAUUAACUUUUGCAAGAUUCUACCUGCCCACUUUGGUACCUCAUGCAGAGAAGGCCAUCUAUGUGGAUGAUGAUGUCAUAGUGCAAGAUGAUAUUCUUGAACUCUACAACACUCCACUGAAACCUGGACAUGCAGCUGCUUUUUCUGAUGACUGUGACUCAACCACUAAUAAAGUUGCUGUCCGUGGAGCAGGCAAUCAGUAUAAUUACAUUGGGUUUCUAGAUUACAAAAAAGAAACCAUCCGAAAGCUUGCCAUGAAAGCCAACACCUGCUCUUUCAAUCCAGGAGUCUUUGUUGCCAAUUUGACAGAAUGGAAAUUACAGAACAUCACUAAGCAGCUGGAGAAGUGGAUGGCACUUAAUGUAGUAGAGGAACUUUACAGUAGGACCCUGGCUGGCAGCAUCACGACUCCUCCACUGCUGAUUGUAUUUUACAAGCAACAUUCCAGUAUCGAUCCCAUGUGGAAUGUCCGGCAUCUCGGGUCUAGUGCUGGAAAAAGGUACUCUCCUCAGUUCGUGAAGGCUGCCAAACUGCUCCAUUGGAAUGGACAUUUCAAACCCUGGGGAAGAACAGCUGCAUAUGCUGAAGUCUGGGAGAAGUGGUAUGUCCCUGACCCUACAGGCAAGUUCAGUCUGAUCCGCAGACAUUCAGAAGCCUAUGAAGCAAAGUAGUCAAUUUUCAUAACCAAUGACAUUUUCUCAGGAAACUUCUGGAGCCAAGCAGAACAUUCUUUUUGGAGUUGUUUUGUU
This is a messenger RNA of Dryobates pubescens (Downy woodpecker), 1403 nucleotides long. RefSeq names its product glycosyltransferase 8 domain containing 1 (gene GLT8D1). The transcript has 9 exons. Gene Ontology annotation, molecular function: glycosyltransferase activity. The record is from RefSeq and is a predicted model, not a curated record. Lineage: Eukaryota; Metazoa; Chordata; Aves; Piciformes; Picidae. Gene Ontology annotation, cellular component: Golgi apparatus. Bases 207 to 1325 code for a protein of 372 amino acids.